AGCGACAAGUCGGGAUGGGGUAUUCUGGGUACGGAGGAAAGGGCGAAUGCCUUGCCGGGACCUGGGUACCGCGCUCGCGACGGUUGAGCUGCGCUUGAGCCUGAUGGACCUAGAAUUCUGGGGAACAGUGGAAGCUCGAGGAUGGGUCUACCUAUCACAGGAAUUGGAAAAUGGAAUGGUAGUGGGACUAGUAUUGGGCACGGCACCGGAUCAGCUGUUUAGGCAAGCGGAACGGGAAGUGGUGUGGGCAGCGUGUCAGCGGGCAGAAAUGGAGAUGGAAAGGAUGGAGCAGACGGCAGAAUUUAAGGCAAGGCUUAUCGAGCAGAUGAUGGCCGAGGAUGAGGAGGACCCCCAGGGCACAGGGUCACGUGAGGGACGCAGGACCGGUCAGGACGAGACCAGGUAUGAGGAGAAGGAUAAUAGCCACAAAAGAACGCCUAGCAAGAAGGGGAAGGACAAGAACGACCCCCCGGCGGAGGGGACGAAAAACGCUAUGACCCCGCCUGCCAUCGACAGCGGCACUAGCCGACUGCCAGCCACGCCAAAAGUAACAGGGGCGUGCGACGGACUCUGGAGCCUUAGGGAAAGGGUGCUAGGAUGGUUCGACCCAGAAGGAACGUCGAAAACCAGGGAAAAGCAGAGGGAAAGCAAGGAAGGGGAAGGGACCAGUGCAGCCGGAGAAGCGGGUGGCUCCGAAGAUGGUCUCAAGAGAGUAGUCGCCACCCUCACCAAGACGCUGAACAAGAACCAGGGGUAUCUCGCAGAUGCAAAAAAGAAACUCACGUUCGAUGGGGCCAACAUUACGGAGUUUCUAGUAGAUUAUGAGAACCUAGCAGCCUUACUAAAAUGGACAGAAGAGAAAAAGAUGGAGCACCUAGGGCAGCACGUGUCGCUAAGCUUGGGAAGGGACAUUAUGGCCAUCGUCGCCUCAAGUGGAUCCUGGAAAGAAACCAGGAAUGAGAUGAUGAAGAAAUACUUGAAGGCAGAGAAAAUGGCAACAGAGGCCGAAUUAGCCGCAUUCCAGAGAAAAAACUAUGCGACUUACAACGAUUUCCUAAGGGCGUUCACGUUAGUGGCUCUGCAAAUUCCCGGGGUAACAGACCGCAUAAUGAGUAAAUACUUCCUCAGAAAGUUUUCCGAGUUUGAUAAAGAUAAGAUUUUGUCAGCAUACCAGCAGACCAGUAAGUUCGAAUACACGAGAGAUGUGGACUUCAGCACCGUAACAGACCUUGCAGAAAAAACAGUGGUCACCGAGACGCUAGCCCUGCUUAAGGAAGGGGAGGUCAUAGAUCUCACCGGAAAGACGGGGGAUAAGGUCAAGAAGGGGAUAGAGAGCCUGCACGAACGAGUGCACGGGGUUGACAGCAAGAUGGACAGAAUGGAAAGCGCGUUAUUAGUGAUGCAGGCGCAAGUAUCCCGACCCGCCCUCCCGCCCCAAGAAGCCGUGGUUUCGGCAGCUGUAGCAAACCGGGGAUUUGGCAGGAGGGACCCGGCCAACGAACAAUGCAAAUAUUGCACCAUGAUUGGGCAUUUCGUACCGGCCUGCCCGAGAUUCAAUCACGACAUCGAGCGGCAAAGGAAGCCCAAUAAGACACUCAGGUGGAUCCAGGACCUGCAGAAGCUCAAUGCGGUAACAAUUAGGGACGCAGACUCGCUUCCACAGGCCGACUUAUUGGCAGGAUCUCAUGCAGGGCGGAGCGUUUACUCCCUAGUAGACUUGUACUCAGGAUAUGAUCAGUUGCCGCUCGACGCGAGGGAUAGACCGUAUACCGCAAUGCACACCCCGGUAGGACAGCUGCAGAUGCAAGUGACCCCUAUGGGCUUCACAAAUGCGGGAGCAGAAGCUCAGAGGAGGAUGCUCACCGUCGCAAGGGAUAUGUUUCCGGAAAAUUGUGAACCUUACAUAGAUGAUAAUCCCGUGAAAGGCGGAAGAUACAACGAUGAGGCGGAACGAUUCCUAGUCUACAACAUUACUGCAAGAGGACCCAAGAGCAUCCUGGCCGUCCCGGAAGUAACCAUACUGGGAUUUCGCUGUGGAGCUUAUGGGAGGAGACCCGAUCCAGCAAAGACUGAUAAGAUCUCUCAGUGGCCGACACCCCUGCAUACCACGACGGAAGUACGAGCCUUCCUAGGGGUGGUUGGGUUCUGGAGGAUCUUCAUCAAAGGUUUCGCAAAGAUAGCAGAACCCAUCCGCGCGAUGAUUAGGGAAGGUGGCACUAUGGAUUGGACCGAGGAUAGGGAAGAGGCAGCCCAGACCCUGAAAGACAUCCUGUCAUCCGAUCAGGUCACGUUAGCAGCACCCUGUUUCAAUGACGAGGUAGGACGGCCCUUCAUCUUAGAAACAGUCGGGGGACCAUUGGCAGUGGGAGAAGUAUUGAUACAGAGAAGCGAGGAGGGCAAAGAAAGACCAAUCAGAUUUGAAAGUAGGACCCUGAAUUCAGCAGAACGAUGGUAUUUGCAGUUCAAGAAGGAGGUCUUAGCAAUCUUGCAUUGUCUUAAGACCUUCCAGGCAUACCUGUGCGGGAGGCGAUUUAUCCUAAGGAUCGAUCCCACCAACGUUGCCGGAGCCCUAAAGAACUACAAGCCCAUAGACCUGACUGUUGGCAGAUGGAUAGGCUUCAUAUGGCAAUUCGACUAUAAGGUCGAGCGAAUUGCAAGGCUUCGAAAUAGGGCAGAUGGGCUGAGCAGGGUUUGUAUCACGCCAGAAGGAGUAGAGGACGCAGAACCAAUUGACGCCUUCCUAGAGUACGAAGGAGGGACCCUUGUCGUGGAUAAUGAGAUGGCAGAUCCGGCAAUUACAACAGGAUAGUUGCUGAUUCAGACCUUGGAAAAGAGCGCACCUGCACUAGUUGCAGAACUCAGGGAAGGACCAGUCACCACGGUCAGGCGUAAAGAGGAAAAAGACUCAUGGGGAGCAGAAGUAGGGGCCAAAGAGGAAUUGAUGACAAUGACCGUGGAAGGGGGACGGGACGUCGUAAUGACAUUGGCCGAAACCUGGGCGCAAAAGGAGUGUCAGUACCUAGUCAACCUCACUCGGGAGGAGCAGGGUGCGGAUCAGAACGAACAAGAAUUCUUCCUCAUACAAAUGUAUGAGGGCGUUUUCAAAGAAAUCGGUUUGUUGCUUGUAGGGAACAAACAACCCACGGAAGU
Chara braunii is the source of this 3150-nucleotide messenger RNA. The record is from the annotation of a GenBank genome assembly. NCBI's taxonomy places the organism in Eukaryota, Viridiplantae, Streptophyta, Charophyceae, Charales, Characeae.